Cherax quadricarinatus is the source of this 2226-nucleotide messenger RNA. Lineage: Eukaryota; Metazoa; Arthropoda; Malacostraca; Decapoda; Parastacidae. The record is from RefSeq and is a predicted model, not a curated record.
AUGUCAAACCACGCCCUGGAAGCAGAGAAUAGACAGCUUAAGGAGGACAUGGCUGAAUUAAGAGAGGAAAACUCUCUGGUAAAGAGGAACAACACUUUUCUGAGGGAGGAAAACACGUCGGUGAUGAAGGCAAACACUCAGGAAAAGAAGGACAACGCACUCCUGCGGGAGGAAAACACCCAACAGUGGGAGAAGAAUCUUCGCUUGAUGAAGGAAAACAAUCGACUAAUGGAUGAAAUUUCUCUCCUGAGGGAAGACAAUACUCAAGUGAGAGAGGAGAGCACUCAAGUCAUAAAGAACAACACUCUAUUGAUGGGGGAAAACGAUCUGGUGAGAGAGAACAAUACUCGCCUGGCGGAGGAAAACACUCAGGUAAUUGAGACCAACGCUCGACUGACAGAAGAAAACAGUAAACUGAGGCAGGACAACACCCGCCUGACUGAGGAAAACACUCGCGUAUUGGAAGAAAACAUCAACUUGAAGGCAGCCAUCGAACUGGUUGAGGGGGAAAAUAGUAAGAUGAACAGCAGCUUGCAAAUAACAGAGGAGGAAAAUAGACGAUUGAGUUCGGCAACUCGGGAGGCGAAGGAGGAGUCAAGGUUGACGAAGGAGAGGAACCGAGACCUGGAACAUGCAGUGACAGAAGCCAAAGAAGAGAGGAAGAUGACAGCAUCAAGAACCGUUGAACUAGAAAGGCAGAACCUCCUGUGUAAACAAGAAAAAAGCAGGACACAAGAAUCAAACACGUUCAUUGAAGAGCAACUCUCAAGAACAGAAGAUGAAAUCAACUUGUUGCGAGAAACAAACGCAGCUCUUCAAGAAGAGAAAGAAAGAAAUGAGCAGCGAAUAAGGAGUAUUGAAGAAGAGAAGCAGCAAAUUUUCACACAGAACAGUCUGAUGGAACAGGAAAACCAGCAGCUGAAGAGUAAUAUUACCAACCUUUCCAGACUGUGCGGAACUAUACUGCCGGGAGCACGAACGGACGGUGUGUACCUAAUCAAACCAGCCAGAAACGGUGGUCAGGUGUCUGUCUGGUGUGACAUGACGGCUGAUGGAGGGGGCUGGACGGUGUUUGUCAAGAGAGACAAAGCAGCAGUUCCCUGGGAAGACUUCGCAAAGGACUGGUCAGACUACAAGGCCGGCUUCGGUAACGUCUCUGCAGAAUAUUGGUUAGGACUGGAGACGUUGCAUCAGCUGACACAGAACUCGCCCCAAGCCCUGCGACUCACCGCUACUGACGACCUACAGAAUGAACACCGUUGGGCACACUAUUCCACAUUCAGUGUCGGCAGCGAGAAUACACAGUACCAGCUGCAAGUAGAAGGGUACCAGGAUGCCAGUACCAUUGGGGAUAAUAUGGCAAGCUCUCCUGGAAGCAAGUUCUCCACGCGAGACAAAGACAAUGAUAACUCAGAUAAAUCAUGCACCGAGAAAUUCUCGAAUGGUGGUGGGUGGUGGUACAGCAGUUGCGGUUGGAUUACGCCGACUACCAGUCAUGAAGGUUCAUUAAGAAAAAUGAUUUUAAUAUGGACACCAAAUGUGGACAAAUGGGUAGCAGUUGAACUUUUAGAAAUGAUGAUACGACCCCGGAACUUCACUUUCUGUCAUGGCUGAUUGUUGUAUAAAAAACUCAGAUAUCUUCCUGUCCUGAAUGGUGCUAUCAACACUGAACAAUUCUCGUAUCAUAUAUAUGGUAUAUACAACUCCGCAAGACGUGUGCAACAACAGGAAUCUUUAUUGAUGAAAUGUUUCUACUCACUGGAAGACUCUGCUUAUAUAUUCUUGCAGUUUUGUGUACCAUCAGAGUUUCUGUGGCUGUGGAACGAGACAGUAUCAUCACAUUUGCUGCCGCUGAUACAACCACGUCGCAGCUGUGCUCCUUGUAAAAUCAACCUAUUGCUCAGUAUUACAAAUAACUGAUAUACUUGGUAGAUCUACGACUUUUGAUUAAGUCUACAAGUAAGUUAGUUGAUUAAAGUUUCUAACUAGAUGUAUUUCGAUCGUUGUGCUAAUUAAAUCCCUGUAUUUCGUAAGCCCAGCCAUCUUUUCCUCAGUGCAUGCAAAAGGAAGAGUGGUUAUGAAAUUUCAGUGCAAAAAAAUAUUAAACUGCGUAUACAGUAUUAUAAUCAUAAAGCGCUAAACCCACAAGGGUCAUACAUUGUAUACAAAGUAUAAAAUGUACAAUGUUUUUAUGUAUGAAUUUCUGAACGUAUGUACACUUCCUUA